Messenger RNA from Acanthopagrus latus (yellowfin seabream), 1949 nucleotides. RefSeq names its product gem (nuclear organelle) associated protein 2 (gene gemin2). The record is from RefSeq and is a predicted model, not a curated record. Gene Ontology annotation, biological process: spliceosomal complex assembly; spliceosomal snRNP assembly. The transcript is spliced from 10 exons. Bases 176 to 976 code for a protein of 266 amino acids. Lineage: Eukaryota; Metazoa; Chordata; Actinopteri; Spariformes; Sparidae. Gene Ontology annotation, cellular component: SMN complex; nucleus; spliceosomal complex.
UCCGCGUCGACGGCAAAGAUGGCUCCCGAUUUUGUGAGUUCUUGCACCACCUGUGAAAAAUAAACUGCUGAUGUCCUCUGAAGAAGUUUUUUGUUGCAAAUCCGCGCAUCUCCCCGUACUCGGCAACAUUUCCCCUGAUACAGUCUGAUACAAAUUAGCUCGCAGUCGAUACGAAAUGAAGUCUGACGUGGAUGAGUUAAUGCCGAGGCUGCUGCCCAUUGAGUUUGGAGCAGGCACAGAGAGCCUGGAGCUGAACGGACCGCCGAGAAACCCGCAGGAAUACCUCCGUCAGGUCCAGUUGGAGGCGUCACAGUGUCCAGAGGUGGUGGUUGCUCACAUCGACCCCAAGAAACUGAAGAAGAAACAAACAGUCAAUGCCUCUGUGGCAGGCUGUCAUGCAGCUCCAGCAGGGUUCUGCCCCAGUCUCAGUUGGCAGCAGCACCAAGUCAGCAACUUCUCUGGUCUCAGACAGAGCAUAACAAAGAACAGAAGACACUGGAGCAGCCAGUCUCUGGACGACAAUGUGAAGAUGCCAAAGCUAACAGACGAGGAGGGCUGGAAGAGAUUUUGUUUAGGAGAGAUGGUCUAUCUAGGCAUUUCGUCUAGCCCUGCUGAACCAGAGCCAGCACUGGACUAUAGCAAGGUUGGCUUCCCUCCGUUCCUCAGUAUAGUGAGCAGACUGAACCAGUCCACAGUGCUGAUGGUGUUGGACGUUCUAAUCAGCUGGUUUGAUGAACAUGAGUUUGUUCCUCAGUUGGGUCGCUGGUUGUAUUCCUUGUUGGCCUGCCUAGAGAAACCUCUGCUGCCUGAAGCUCACUCCUCCAUCAGACAGCUGGCCAGGAGAUGUGCUCAGCUCCGCAGCACGCUGAUUCCACAGGAGAGUCAGGAGGAUGAGAACCUGCCUGCCCUCAACCUGCUCAUCUGUCUUGUUGCCAGAUACUUUGAGCAGAAUGACCUGGCUGACCAGCCAGAGUGAAAACAGGAUUGAACUGUAGUGGCUGAUAAGAUACUGUGGAAAAAUGUGCUGUCAAGCCCUCUGGCUGAUGCUGCAGUCAGUCAGCAGGCUCAACUAUCAAGCAACAAGAAACUUACGAAACUUGCAAGUGAAGAUGGAGACUCUUUGUCAGUCAAAUCCAACGCAAUAGUGCACACAACCAUGCUGGAGGCCUUGGUGGUUCUGCACGUUGUGAUGAAAGUGGUGCAAACGUUUGAAGACACUGAAUCAUUAAUUCAGAACGUGUAUUACUGCAAGUAACCAAAUAGUUUGGUAACUUGAAUGGACCACUGCUGUGUAACUGGACAGAAGGCAACACAGCUGUUUUUUUUUUUUUUAUUCAUAGGAAAAAUGCGACCUUUUUUCUUUGUGAACUGAGUCUGUGUUUUAUGAUUGUUUUAAAUGCAAGAUUUGUCUAUUAAAGUCUGACGCUUUGUACAAUAAUUACAUGUUUCACCUCAACAACUAUCAAAUAUAGUUAACAUUACUGUUUUUUGGUGAGGCAGACUGAAUUACUGCAAGAAUCACCUACUAGUAAAAUUCAAAAGCUAUUAAGGGUCAACAGGGGCUCAAACUAAGGGAUCGCCUCUUUUUCAGUCAACUUCCAUUUUUUGUGGUAAUGACCCACAGGGCAAGGCUGCCAGGAGCCAGUCACACCUCACAUCAUCUGCCACAUGAGAGAGGACUAAUCAUUCAACUAUAGUUUACUGAAUGCUUCCACUGGUGGUGACAAACAUUUAGUGCAACAUUAUUUUUUUAAUGAUUUUUCAAAUUUAGAAAAUUAAGAUUCAAAACAGACUGAGUGUCAUUUCCUAAAGCUGUUGCAUUUUGAGAGCCUUCACACUGAGACGUCCUUAUCCAGCAACUCUGUAUUGGUCUUGAAAUCUGAACUUGAAAGGCUACACUAGAGGUAAAUUGAUUACUGGUUAACCGACAGAACAGUAGCAACCAUCGU